AUUCUCUAACGUAAUCUCCCUAUCAACCUUUCAAAAUGUGUGACGAAGAAGUAGCAGCACUCGUUGUCGACAAUGGAUCUGGUAUGUGCAAAGCUGGUUUUGCUGGAGAUGAUGCUCCACGAGCUGUUUUCCCCUCCAUCGUCGGUCGCCCCAGGCAUCAGGGUGUCAUGGUCGGUAUGGGACAAAAAGACAGUUACGUUGGAGAUGAAGCCCAAUCCAAAAGAGGUAUCCUCACCUUGAAAUACCCCAUUGAACACGGUAUUGUCACAAACUGGGAUGACAUGGAAAAGAUCUGGCAUCACACUUUCUACAAUGAGCUCCGAGUUGCCCCAGAAGAGCACCCAGUCCUCCUCACGGAAGCCCCUCUUAACCCCAAGGCCAACAGAGAAAAGAUGACCCAGAUCAUGUUUGAAACAUUCAACACACCCGCCAUGUACGUUGCUAUCCAAGCUGUCCUCUCUCUGUACGCUUCUGGUCGUACCACCGGUAUCGUGCUUGACUCUGGAGAUGGUGUUUCCCACACAGUCCCAAUCUAUGAAGGUUAUGCUUUACCUCAUGCUAUCCUUCGUUUGGACUUGGCUGGUCGCGACUUGACCGACUACCUCAUGAAAAUUCUCACAGAAAGAGGAUACAGUUUCACAACCACAGCUGAAAGAGAAAUUGUCCGUGAUAUCAAAGAAAAAUUAUGUUAUGUAGCAUUAGACUUUGAACAAGAAAUGGCCACUGCUGCCUCCUCCAGCUCCCUAGAAAAAUCCUACGAAUUGCCCGAUGGUCAAGUUAUCACAAUCGGAAAUGAAAGGUUCCGUUGCCCAGAAGCCCUGUUCCAGCCAUCGUUCUUAGGUAUGGAAGCAUGCGGUAUCCACGAAACUACUUACAACUCAAUAAUGAAGUGUGAUGUUGAUAUCCGUAAGGACCUGUAUGCCAACACUGUUCUCUCAGGAGGUACCACCAUGUACCCAGGAAUCGCCGACAGGAUGCAAAAGGAAAUCACGGCUCUUGCACCAUCUACCAUGAAAAUCAAAAUCAUUGCCCCACCCGAAAGGAAAUACUCCGUAUGGAUCGGUGGUUCCAUCUUGGCCUCCCUCUCCACCUUCCAACAGAUGUGGAUCUCAAAACAGGAGUACGACGAAUCCGGCCCAUCCAUUGUUCACAGGAAAUGUUUCUAAGUUAUUGUAUUAUUGUGUAUUUCGGUUAUCGAUUCCCACGCUUGGUCCAUACCACCAUCUCGAGUGUUUUGUUAGUGACACUAAGACCACUAGACGCAGAUGCUAUUCAUCGCGAGUCACUUUUGUAUUAUAUGUUUUAGUGAUUUUUUCAAUUGUUUAUUAUCAUCUCGUCCCCUCCCUCCUCCCUAUUUUUAUUUUUCUCCUCCCACGUGUAUUUUCUAAACUGCCUUCAUCUUUUUUAUUUAUUUUUUAUUUAUCAUUUCUAUCUCUACUUCUACCUGUUUAAAGACUUGAAAAGAUUACUCAAAGAUUUCAUUCCAUUUUUCUUUUUUCCAUUAUAACUUCCAUUUUGUUAUUUAUUGUAGAAAGAACAAAAGCGCUAUUUUAUUAAGAUUUUUAUUAAUAUUUUUAUUAUUUAUAAGAUUUUUAGUCUUACCUUAAUUUAUGAAUUCCAUUCAAGUCCUUUUUUCGGAAACUGUUUUUAACAAAUGUGUGUACACAUCUAGGAAAUGAAAAGCCAUGAAAUCAAUGUAAAAGUAAUUUUUUCUAGACUUGUUCUUUGAAAGGAAUUGUCUAGCCCAAUCAGGGCCUUUGUUACAUCUCAUGAAGGUUCAAUAAAAUGAACAAUAGUCUGAAAAGAAA
Molecule: messenger RNA, 1808 nt
Organism: Bemisia tabaci
Lineage: Eukaryota; Metazoa; Arthropoda; Insecta; Hemiptera; Aleyrodidae
Source: RefSeq, a predicted model, not a curated record